Molecule: messenger RNA, 723 nt
Organism: Ahaetulla prasina
Lineage: Eukaryota; Metazoa; Chordata; Lepidosauria; Squamata; Colubridae
Gene: TMEM130
Product: transmembrane protein 130
Exons: 5
Coding region: 1-723 (240 amino acids)
Source: RefSeq, a predicted model, not a curated record
AUGUUCAAUAUUGUUGCAGAAUGGAGGCGAGAGGGGACAAGCGUGGAGGAUCCCAAGGAGGCUGUCCAGAAAAUAGGACGUUUCAUCAUGGCAUUGAAGUUGCCGGAGGAAGUCCAAGCGGAGCGAGAAACUCAAGAUGCUGUAAGAAGCAUAAACAUCACAGGCGCCACCGAAGCUCGCGUCAUGGAAAACUUAAAUUUAUCUCUGCAUAUCCAAGGGAGUCCUCCACUGAGUUUAUGCUGGUUAAUCAAGACGGAAUGUAUCCCGCUUGUGGGAGACCAGUGCCACCUAGUGGUGAUGAAUAGCACGCAAUACUAUCUGAACCACACCUUCAACCAUGCUGGACAAUACUGCCUUAGUAUCCGGGUAGAGAACCGAGUGAACAUCUUGCAGUCCUACCAGAAGAUUAAGAUAAGGCCCUCAGGCAUCCCCGCAGUUUUCUUCGUCCUGCCCUGCGUCAUCCUUUUGCUGGCCAUGCUGGGUUUAGCCAUCUACAUGACCUUUAGAAGCCCCGUGCAGCAGAAAGACCUGGUGGAGGUUGCCGAUUUUGACUUCUCCCCCACCUCCGCCAAGAAGCCAUCCAGCGCCCGAUGGAACUGGGGCCAGAUUUGCUGUGGAACCUGCUGCUUCCUUUGGUCGUCUCCGGAGCGUUGCCACCCAGCCGAAGAGCACCAUCGCCUCCUUCAGUCCCUCUGCAAAUCCAGACGGCCGUACAGUGCCUGA